CAGCAAGAUAGUAAGCCGCACUGCAGGCCAGAGUGCUGUUGUGUGUGUGUGUGUUUACAGAAGGCCUGAAAACACCUGAAUGAACUCGCCAAGAGAGAACCAUCCUGUCUGAACUUACUUCUGAAGUCCAUUAUGUGCUCAGCAGACCUGAUCUGGGACUGGAAACCAGUAGUACAAGAUGAACUAUUUGCACGGGCUUUUCACACUUGCAAUGCUGUUGAUGGAAAGCUACUUAUAUAUGGGGGUGUAAAAUCAGCCAAUGCAAAGGAAAUGCCUCUUAGUGACACUGUUUUCUUCAAUCCACUGACAAGAAGUAUUGAGUCUCUGUCCCCAGCGGAAACACGUGCGGUUCCUAGAAGUCACCAUGAUGCAGUAGUCAUCAAGGAUCGUUGGCUUUGUGCAGUGGGGGGCUGGGAUGGCCAUAAGCGGGUAUCAUCUGUCCGAUGCUUUGAUGCAGAAAGCAAACAGUGGACAGACUUGGCUGAAGGUCCAUCCAGUGAUCCUCCUGUGGGGCUUAGUAGUCACAGUUGCACCAGAAUAUCUGACCAUGAGCUCUGUGUCGUGGGCAGAGAAGGUGGGUUACGAAUGCAGCGGCGAUAUGGCAGUGUUUACACUCUUCGCAUCAACAUAAUCACGAAUAGCUUCUGGUACAGGGAGGCAACCACUCGUACUGCAUCGAGGGCAGGACACACUGCCAUGCUACUGCCUGACUCAGGGAAAGAUGGAAAAGGUACUAGCUACAAGCUUCUCAUUGUUGGUGGUCGUGAAGGAACUGAAACUGAUAUUGCUGGCCGUUGGAGUGCAGAGAAGCUACAAAUCGAGACACCACAUGCUCCAAAACUCACAGAGAAACUUUCCCAGCUUAUUGAAGGAUGUGCACCUUCAACUGCUCCCAAGAACGUGCGACAUCAGUCAUGCUCUGUGGUGGGCCCAUUUGCUGUAUUCUGUGGUGGAGAACACCUAGGGAAGACCAGGGAUAUCAUUUGCAAUGACCUGUAUGUUCUUGACACACGUUCUGGUUCUGGAAUAUGGUACCACUUCCCCUGCUCAAACCCAGAGAAGAAGAGAGCAGGGCACCGCACCUGUUUACUUGAUGACCAUCUCUACCUUGUUGGGGGUCUGGGCCCUGAUGGCAAGACUCCCUCAGCAGAAAUCUGUGAGUUAGCCAUUCAGUUGUCUUCAGCAGUGGGCUAGUGGGGGAUUUACCUUAACUUGUUCAACACACAGAUGGACUCCUUCCACUACCAUGCCUUUAUAAAAUGGAAAAAAAGGUCACUUGGAGAUUUACAGUGGAUAUAAAAAGUGUACACACCCCUGUUAAAAUGCCAG
Messenger RNA from Protopterus annectens (West African lungfish), 1329 nucleotides. RefSeq names its product kelch domain containing 9 (gene KLHDC9). Bases 133 to 1194 code for a protein of 353 amino acids. Gene Ontology annotation, molecular function: cyclin binding. NCBI's taxonomy places the organism in Eukaryota, Metazoa, Chordata, Ceratodontiformes, Protopteridae. The record is from RefSeq and is a predicted model, not a curated record. The transcript is spliced from 5 exons.